Molecule: messenger RNA, 5613 nt
Organism: Haliotis rufescens (red abalone)
Lineage: Eukaryota; Metazoa; Mollusca; Gastropoda; Lepetellida; Haliotidae
Exons: 10
Coding region: 1418-2704 (428 amino acids)
Source: RefSeq, a predicted model, not a curated record
CAGUACUCUGUGACACAGAUGUCACACAACAAGCUAUGGAUAUCUUUGAAUAGUUCUCAUGGAACAGGCGUAUUACUGCGCAUUGCACGCGGGACCUUUUCACGACACCAUCUCCUCAGUAAAGGUGCACAUAUAGACUGAGCCCUUGAGAAUGAGUUGGUGACGGCAAAAGAAGGUGCAGGCCAGUUGACAAACAGGAUGCCUUGUAUGUGUUGGAAUGAUGGCACAGGGAGGAGCAGGCUCUGAACAGAUCGAAUAUAACGUACAUGUAUAUCAAGGUUUAGACUGUCAGCAGUGCUCAAGUGUAAGACAAAUUGAUCCUCUAGAUAUUCCUUCACCUGAAAGUAGAUUUCUACCACUCCAUGUGAGCAUCUCCCUUAUCAACCCACCAAACGGUCCUAUCAUACGAAAAGACGAACGAAGAUCGAAAAGAUCAGCAUUUGUAAAUGAACUUGUCACAAAAACGUCGGCACUUCGGAACAGUAGAGGAGGAGCAAUACUAAUACAUUUGGAUGGUAUUGAAGAGAAUGAUAGAUGUCUUGAAUUUUUACAUGAACUUGUUGAUGGCAAACUUAAUUCACUGAUAGAAGAUGGAACGCUUUUUGAUAGAGUUUACAAAAAAUGGUGGUUACCUGGAGAUGAUAUAAGAUAUACAGGUUGUGUUGCAGUCACUGUUCUGCCAUCUCCCACAGUUGUAACUGCAGACUUUAAUACAAAAAUACCCUUGGACAGCAGCAUUGUAGAUCCUUCAAACACUACAAUUGUAAAGUUCCUCAAAGAUAAAUACGAAUUUCAAGAUAAAGAAGCCAGAGUAAGAGGAACAUCAGCUGAAAAUCUACAAGAGAGUCGUUGUGUCCAAGUUAAAGGAUUUACCCAUCAAGACGCAUCUCUCAAAGAACAGUUAUUGGCAGACAAUGAAGAAUUAUGUGACUAUAUCUGGAAUUCUUUAAAGUUGAAAGAGUAUAUAAGUGCUUUUUCAAAAAUAGAAGGGGGAGGUUCGUUUUUCUUUGGUAUUGUAGAAGAGAUCACUGAGCAAGAUUUGUAUAAGAGGAAAACAUUUUGCAGAGAUGGCAUUCAACUUCCAAGGGGAAAACAUGAUGAUGUGAAGGGUACUCUCCUGAGAGUAAUAGCCAAGGAAAUAUUGAUACUGUCUUACAACAAUCAAGUAAUUCCCUUGACACCGAGGUCAGUGACAGAACUGAUACAAAUUGCCUUUCAUAAAACUGAACGUGACGGUUAUUAUGUUUUAGAAAUUGCUAUUGCAGCAGUGGAUGGACUCGUUUUUUAUGACAAUCGGGGACCAAUAUCAUAUGAAAUGUACAAUCCCAGUACCUUGAAACUAUUACAUGUUAAUGAGUGGUAUUCGCGCCUCAUGAGAGAAGCCUAGAUCUCCCGAGAAUCAGAUGACUAUUUGGUGAUGGAACCUUCACGUUAUGGUAUGAAAUAUACUGGGGAUCAGCCGCUUCGUGUAGAUGCGGAUGAUGACAGUUUUGAAAGAAUCCAAAGGAACAUCUCCCAAGAAAAAGUUACUGUGAAAAAGAACAAAGCUUCAGAGGAAAAUAAAACAUCUUUUUACCAUCGACUGCCUCCUGUGAAAGUGGUUGAUGACAGUUUUGACAGAAUCCAAAGUCACGUCUCCAAAGAAAAAGUUACUGUGAGAAAGGACAAAGCUUCAGUGGAUCAUAUAAAAUCUUUUGACCAUCGACUGCCUCCUGUAAAAGCGGUUGAUGACAGUUUUGACAGAAUCCAAAGUCACGUCUUCAAAGAAAACACGCUUGCUCUCUACCCGACAGUGGCGGAGAAACAUCACCUAACACGUCUUCUCAAACUUCGCCUAGCUGCCACUCAUACUGCUGGCCUGGCAUAUAUUGCGAAGAAUCUUGCCAUAUCCACCAACCUGGUUGCAAAGCCCAAACCUGAUAAUGUACUAUUCGACAUAUGUUUGAUUACUCAAACAAAACCAACUGUUAUUCUUAGUAUUGUGAAAGAUCCUAAUGCAGAUUUAACAGCAUCAAGACGAUAUAACCUAUCACUUGCUAAAGCAGUGACUGAUACCAUAAGAAGGUUUACUGAUGAACAAUUCUGUUCUAUGUAUGGGUUAAUCAAUGAAUCAACACUGGCAGAUCAACGUUCCUUUGAUGAAGCUCUACUGAAGAUAAAGGCGGAAGUAUCAAGAAUAUGUGUACCUGAUUCACUGUCCAUGUCGAUGCAGAAAUAUGAAAAGGUUGGGCGAGCUUUUCUUAUGUCGAUGGGUGUUACAAGGUUUGUUACAGAUGAAACCGGUGAAAUAUCCACAGCCUUGUGGCUUCUAACUUUUGACCAGUUCUUGGUACUUACGGAAAACAUUGACAGAAACGAGGUGCAUGUGCCCGCAAAGUAUCAUUCUGGUAUCCAUGUAUUGAUGAGAGAAGUGGCAUCUCGACUAGAAAAAGGAGCGCCAACGCUUUUGUUGCAUUCGAGUAACAAGAAUGUUGAAUUGGCGAGACGAAUGUCCGUUUGCUCUUACAUGUGUGACCUUGAUGAAUUCCAACAAGAUCGCAACAAACAAAUUCAUGUUCUUCUGAAUGUGGACAACAUCGUGACGGAUUGCACACAAAGGGACAUUGCGCCGCUGAUGACACAUAAUCCAAAUAUAUGGUAUUUUGAGGAUGAAGAAACGGACAGCCUGCAAGAAGAGGUGACAUGCAAUUUGAUGGGCGGCUAAUAUUGGCCGCAGGCUGCAGUUACUGAAGGAGCGUCUCUAAUUGACAGUAAGGUUGGUGUUGUUGGUGGAGUUGUCAGUAAACUUAGCGAUUUAAGUGUGAAAAGAUACAGAAAAAGAUACAGUUCUCAACGGUAAGAAACAGAAAGUUGAGCAGGAAGCAGUAAGAACGAUCAACGCCUCAUAUUCCUCAUGUACAUAGAAGACUAGUCUUGAUGGGAAAUCGGACGGGUUCUGUGCUGCCGCUACUGGCGUAACGAAAAAGAUGGAUCUACUUCCGCCUGUCCUCACUGACCUUAACAUUACAGCAUUAAGAUUGACAAGAAACCCUCUUGACAAGUUGCUGAACAGAUGAGGGCAAUGAGACCAAAAGUACGCAAUCAAAAAAACGUUUAAUAAUGGUUUUGGCCCAAAAAGGCUUUCGUACAAAAGGGAUUUGUCAUUUUAACAGUGAGAGAAUGGGUAAAUGAUAUUUCACAUUGCAGCAUGCUGAUUAGCGCGUUUGUCAAAUUGUUCCAUUGCUUGCUUUGUUUGCGAACCGAACCAUAUCAACCGGACGUCAUGUAAAAGCAUUCUCGCAUAUUAUUCAUGUGAAUUAAUGUUAAAAGUGCCUCGCCAAUGCACAGAACAUCCAAAUUUAAUUCACUCGGGCAGAUGAACCGUAAUUUGUCAUAGCUCGCAGGUUGUUCUGUAACAAUGUAAUAUUUGUUCUGAUACAAAGUUCAUGCACAGAGAGAAAGUGGUCGUCAAGAAUGUAUAACCAUUGCGGUAAACUUUCUCUUGUCCAAAUGGUUUGGCCUCUCGUUUUACUUGUUAAAUCUAAUAGAUUUGUGACAUUAUGUCAUGACAGGUUUAGACCUACCAACAUGUAUGCAGCUAUGACAUGUCCAUUUUUACUAUAAACAUGAUAAAGGCAGAUUUACUGCUGUUUAUUCCUUAUGUAAAUAUGUAAUGUUGAUGCUAUAAAUUAUAUGAAAAUGGUAAAUCCCCUGGUUAUAGUGGAAUACCGACAGAAUUAUUCUAAAAUGCCCCUUCCAUAUGUAUUGAAAUGUUACUUUCACUUUUUAAUCUCAUUUUAAAUACUGGUGUUUAUUCUAAAGCCUGGUCACUAGGUGUAAUUAUGCCUCUAUUCAAAAAGGCAGUAGAAACAACCCUUCUGAUUAUAGACCCAUCUCUUUACUGGAGUGUUCAGGGAAAAUAUUUUGUGUAAACCUUUAAAUGAUUAGGCAGAUCAAGAUUGUUUAUUAGUACCUGAGCAGGCUGGGUUUAGAAAAGGAUUUAGAACAUCUGAUAAUGUGUAUGUUAUCAAUGCUUUGAUUGAAAAAUAUCCAUUGAUACAUAAAAGUAGAUUCUAUUGUGCGUUCAUAGAUUUUAAGUCAGCGUUCGAUUCAGUGUGUAGGACAAGUUUAUUUUACAAACUCUGGAAAGGUAAUGUUAAUGGUAAAAUAUUUAGAAUACUUAAACAUAUGUAUGAAAACGUUAAAUCUUGUAUAUUUGUUAAUGGUGGCUACACAGACUUUUUCCAUUGCCAGUCAGGUGUACGACAGGGAUGUGAGUUAUCUCCUUUUCUGGUUUCAUUUUUUGGAAAUGAUAUUGUUGAUUUUCUUAAUUCAGACGGGCAACGUAAUAUUCAAUUUGAAAUGAUUGAACUUUUUAUUCUAAUGUUUGCAGAUGAUAUGGUCUUAUUCGAUAGUAGUGGGGUGGCAAAGACGCCUCGACAAAAUGAAGAUUUAUUGUCAUAAAUGGAAAUUGUCUAUUAAUAUAAGCAAAAGUAAAAUUAUUGUAUUUAGAUGUAGUGGUCGUCUUAGAAGAUAUGAAAAGUUUUGGUUUGGCACUCACAUUAUAGAAGUGUUCCUACUUAUAAAUAUGUAGGUGUUCAUCUUUCAUCAUCUGGUAGUUGGUACUUUACACAGAAGACACUAGCUCUACAAGUGACAAAAUAUCUUCUCGCUUUAAAAUCAGGCUCAAGGGAUUUUAUGAAACUUCCUCAUAACGUACUUUUACAGAUAUUUGAUGUCAAAAUACUACCUGUUCUUCUCUACUGCUCAGAGAUACGGGGCUUUCAUCUGGCUCAGGAUGUCAUCAAUGUACAUGAUAGAUUCUGUAAGAAUAUUUUACAAUAUGUGAGAUUUGUCCCCAAUAUAGUUGCUCGUGGUGAGCUUGGACGUUAUUCACUUAAAGUCAAUCAACAUGUUCGUAUUGUCAAAUAUUGGCAUCGACUUGUUUCUCAAAAAACUAAUAUAAUCCUUAGCCAUGCUUAUUCAUAUCAAUACAACCUGGUAGAAAAAGGAAUAAAUUGGUGGGCACUAAAGGUAAAACAACUUCUUUAUUCAUAUGGUUUUGGCCAUGUUUAGAAAAGUCAAGAAGUAAAUCAUAUUGGUUUUAUUGAUAACUUUAAAACAAGAUGUAUUAAUAUAGAUAACCAACAAUGGUCUAGCAAUUUAAGAACUUACUCAAAAUUUUCUUUUUAUUCUUGUAUUAAGCAAUAUAAUGUAUUUGAAAAUGAUUUAGAUUGCAUUCCAGUAAGUGCCUAUCGUAUUGCUUUGAGUAAAUUUAGAUAUUCUGGUCAUACUUUGCUAAAUGAAAAUGGACGGAAGUACAAUAUGCCUAGAGCUGAGAGACUAUGUCCAUUUUGCGUAACAUCAGAAGUGGAAUCUGAAUAUAUCAUUUUUGUUUACAAUGUCCACACUAUGACAGUUUGAGACGUAAGAUUCUACCUGAUUAUUUUUACACAAUGUUACUUUUGAUAAAUUUGUAACACUCUGUACAGCAAAAACCCCAUGCAUAAUUAAUGCUUUAGCUAAAUUUAUAUUUCUUGCUUUUAAAAUGCGUAAUAACUUUCUCAUUGGCGCUGAAAUUGUCUAACUCUGAUAUCAUGUAUUGUAUAAUGGGCCGGUGGCCCCUUUACUGAA